Haliotis rufescens (red abalone) is the source of this 6638-nucleotide messenger RNA. Its product is annotated as putative ferric-chelate reductase 1. The transcript has 16 exons. Bases 251 to 2089 code for a protein of 612 amino acids. Gene Ontology annotation, molecular function: oxidoreductase activity, acting on metal ions. Lineage: Eukaryota; Metazoa; Mollusca; Gastropoda; Lepetellida; Haliotidae. The record is from RefSeq and is a predicted model, not a curated record.
AUGUUGUGGGCUGCAGGGAGGUUUAUUUCGAGCCCACGCUGCUUCCCUCUGAAUCAGGCAGGUCAAAAACAGGCUGUCAGGUCACGUGGUCCAUAUUUGGCAGUGAAAUCCUAUCUGCUUGGAGCAGUAGAAUGGAGGUGGCUUUCUGCUGAGUUGGAAACAGAAGGAACCUUGCUCCAUUUGAUUAUAAUUGUGUGGAUUAUACCAGUAUUUGAGCCAGAUUGUGACGAGGCAGAGGUAGAUUGUUGUGAUGUUGCGUGUGGUAGUGCUGGUGGCGACGUGCGCCGUGGCGCUGGCCUACAGUCCUAUCCUGGACUCUACAACAUGCUGUAGCUGUCAGACACUUCUCCCAAACAACGUACCCGACAAUGUGGAACCCCAGAGGAUGCCCUCACCUUUCAAGAUCAUCGUGUCCAGGAAUUAUUACGCUCCUCUGGAAGAAAUCAAAGUGAAUCUUACAGCUGAAGGGGACACAUACUUCCGCUCUUUCAUGAUUGUGGCAUGGGCCACAGAUUACCGGUCAGAGAACCAGCCGAGAAAAGCAGUGGGCAAAUGGGAUGCUGUGGACGGGACCUCUGUAGCCAAAGACUGCCUCAACAACCAGGAAGAUGGGGAGGCUCUGAGAAGUACCACCAUGAACACCAAGAGGAUGGUGAAACUGGCAUGGAGGUCCCCAGAAAGAUAUGGACAUCUUGAAUUCAGAGCUACAUUUGUCGUUGAUGAUGAUACAUACUGGGCCAAAGAAAAGUCACAGAUGAUUGUUGACCCCAAAGCUGAUCCACCGACAACCAAAGCACCUCUGCCACAAAUCAUAGAUCCCAUCAACUCUGCUGGUUGUGGAAAGCAGAAGGGCUGCUACCGAUAUCCCCAUGGCUGCUGGGAGUUGUACUGUGAAUACAUCGCCACCUGGGAGGAUCACGGCACCCACAUCACCUUCGAGGUCGGCGCCCACACAGACGGGCUGGAUGACAGAUGGGUUUCCCUGGCUCUCUCUAAUGACACAUACAUGGGUGACGACAUGGUGAUGGACUGUGUGCACAACUCGGAGAACCACCAGACCAAGGUCUCCCUGUCCUACAAUGAGCCUGGCAAGAAGCAGAACCGGAAUCUGCCUGAGUAUCUGACCAACAAGGCACUGGUGUUCCAGGAGGGCUCCCACUUCAAUGGACGUAUACGCUGUCGCUUUCAGAUUAAGAAAUACAACAAGGACAGCACUGGUCGAGUGGUUGCUCUCACGGGCAACAAAUGGCAUAUGAUUCUUGCCAGAGGGAAUGCCGUACAAGGAAAAAAGCUCCGCCAUGGCUUGUUGGAACAUCAGCUGCCAGUUGUCUCCCCUUACAAGGUGUCCCUCCAGACUAUCCCCGAUGUCCAUGAUAGAGCCAGAUAUCCUCUGGUCAAGGCCCAUGGUUGCCUGAUGCUGUUCGCCUUCGUGUUCUGCUCCUCCAUUGCUCUGCUGCUGACCAAGUACUACAAGCCCAUGUGGCCCAACAAGAGGUUCUUCGAGCAGCGCUACUGGUUUGUGGUCCACUUCAACCUAAUGGCCUUGGCCUUCCUUGUGGUGAUUAUCGCCAUCAUUCUCAUCUUCGUGGAGGCAGGAGGCUGGAGUCUGACUCCUGACCUACCUCAGAGGGCCCAUCCUAUUCUAGGAAUUAUUAUAUUCAUCUGUAUCUUGAUAAAUCCAAUCAUUGCCCUGUUCCGACCCUCAGAAGACAACAAGUGUCGGCCUGUCUUCAACUGGUUCCACUGGGCUUUUGGAACCAUCGCCAACGUCCUUGCCAUUCCCAACAUCUUCAUCGGUAUGGACUUCGGCAAGGCUAUGAUCCCCUGGUGGGCCACCUGGAUCAUGGUGUUCUGGGUCAUCUUCCAUCUCAUCAUCGAGGUCACCCUCGAGGUCCACCAGUGCUGCACCCACAAGAAGAACAAGGAGAGAAGGAAGAAGUACGAGGCAAUGAAGAGAGACAACCCCAAAAACUACAUCCAGGAACCGGAACCCGCUGGCCGUCGGUUCAAGAGGUCGUUGUUGUGGCUCCACCUGACUGUGACAACUAUCAUCACAAUCAUCAUGAUCAUCGUCAUCGCAGUCUGCUAGACAUGCUGCUACAGCUGCUGAGGAAGACAGAACAAAUGGAUGUGUGGCACUGUGAACAGGCUCAUGUCAUACAGGAUCUUUCUAAUUUUGUUAUUUGAAAAUAAUAAUUAUAUGACACAUAUUAUAUUAGAAAUGUCCAAAAGUGUUGAAGUAUCUUACAAAUUUUCUUACUUCAAGGAUUUUAUAAUGUACCAGUUGCUGCUCAUUUUGCAAAUAUUGUCUCCUUUGCAUAAAGAGGCGAUCAAAUAUCAUCUGAGCAUGUUGACAGUGUUGUCACAUCAUAAGGGAAGGGGACAGAGACAAGAGUUGUCUCCCUUACACCAGGAAAAAUAGAUCUGAAAUGUCAUUUAUGAUGUCUUUCUGGACAAAUACUAUGAACCCGUGUCUUCUCUUAAUGUGAUGCUGUGAGUAAGGAGACUUAAGUUAUAAGAGCAACACAUGAUGAACUUGUUGCUCACACCAGCAAUGCACCUUGUACACACUGCAGUGCAAUGUGGUCAGCACGCUUCACUGAUCUCUAGCUUGGAACUGUGAUGAGGACAAACUUCAAGAGAAUCUCCUCCUCAAGAACUUGCAUCAAGCUUUGUGCUUUCAACACGCCACUGUAUGACCUCAUGCAUGGGCUUGAUUUAUGAUAUCGCUACUCUGUUCGUAAGAGAGAUUGUUAGCUUUGAUUUGGUUGUGUAACUUCUUUUUUCUCAGUUUUGAAGAUUCUGAUGUUGUAAAUCCGUUGAAAUUUGUUAUUUUUUAGCAGAAUAUUUUAUUGCAUAAUGUAGCAUUAUGAUCAUGUUCAAGAAAUCAAUACGUUUUGUUGUUCCAGUGGAGAAAUUGUUUUUGAAUAAUAUUUUUGAAGACUCUGAUAGGAACUUGUGCGAGUUGGGUUCAGUGGAUAAUGUGUUUUCAUCUGUUCUGAAAGUCUUAUAAUUCUGAACUUUUUAGUUUGUUUUAUAUGCAUUUACUGUUUGUUUUCUGUUUCAUAUCACGGCUCUAGGUGAAUGUGUUAGAGAUGUGUUGAAAUAGUUCGUUAGACUCCGGAUGCAUGAAUCUCAUGACAUCUCCAGUACGCCAGUAGCCUAGUUGUACUGCUAACAUACAAUAUUGUCUCAUGGUGCUAUGUAUGCCAAAUUAACUUCAACUGGAUUGUAGUUAUCAGCAAUUGAUAUUAUUUUAUUAUGGCAGGUUUCGCUGUAAUUACACUAAUAGGAUUUGAGUGACUGAGGCACAUUUAGACAUAAUAUUUUGAAAAACCUAGGUUGACUGAGUUUUUGUUUUAUUGGGUUAAUGGGGCUGUGUAUUAACCUAUUUGUUAAUGCAUUCACUUGUCAUCCUGAAUGUCUGUGUUUGAUUCCAUGAUUGGUACCAGAAAACCAUCCAGGAUUAUAUCAUACCAUGGCGUGGUAUCAACGUUUCUAAAAGUGAUGUUAAAAUUGAUUUUAAUGACUGUAAACAUAAUAAAGGUUUACCAUCAACAAACACUUGUUAAUUUAAAUUUAUUUAUUUUAAUCAGUACAUUUGUGAUUGAGAUUACUUGGCAAUAACUCAGUGUGCCUCAUUACAGAGAAUGUCAAUUUGUUAAGCUCAAGAGAUAUGUUAUGAACAUUUAUCUAAGGGAAAGAAUUAGUGAAGGGUAUGAAUUUCUUCACAUUCCAGUGCAAGAAUAUGAUUGGUUGAUAUAAACAAAUUCCUGUGUACAAGAUUACGAAUGUUCCUGUUUAGAAACUAACUGGACCCAAAGACCAAGAUAGCUCCAUGCUACAAUUAACUGAGGAAAUCACUACCAAAGUUCUAAGGAAUAUGUUGUAAUACAUCAUGCCACCUUCUUUCCUCAUGUAAAUUUAGACCGUUUUCAUUUAUUGUCUUAAUUUAGUGUCUGUUAAGGUCGAUAGAGGAAGAAACAGGAAUAUUGGAGACGUGAAAAAGUGACACCUCUAUAUUCUCAGGAAUUAUCAGCUUCAGCGGUAGAAUUGAAUAAAACACGUAAAAAUCAUGUUGUCAAUUUCAGUCUGUAAUAGAUCUGUGGCAAGUUCUAGCUACAUGAUGGUCAUUCAUCUGUCUGUACCCUGAUGGUGAUGAUCUGAUCACAUUAAACUGUUGAUGUAAACAUCUGACACAUAUGUCGCAAAAUCAGCAUGUCGCAGAUGCCGUUCUUGUGAUUUGACAUACGUUUUAGCAUAAUGAAGGGGCCUGUCAUUCUGAAUUAUACUUUUUAGAUUUGUUAGCAUUGAGGUACUUUUCACAUUUCAAUUUUUUAAUGGAAUGUUCAGUAUGAUGUAAGUUGUUUUUUUAAAUAUUUCAGAGAGAGACAUGUGUUCAAUAUUCAGAAUUUUUCUCAAAUUGGGAGAAAUACAGUGGUAUGCUAUUUUAGAUCUGAUGUGUGUUCUCCGUUAGUCACCACCAAGGUGAUGUGAAUAGACAAAAUGUGUGAUGCUUGAACAUUGAGUAUUGAUAAGCACAUGCUUAAUAUACAAGAAUGAUAUUCAUAGAUCCUGGCCAUUUGUGAAAUUCUCAGUUGAGUUUGCCAGGCCUCAGUGUAGGGAAUCAGGGUCCGAUGAUGUAGCUCAGACUCUGUCUGACAAAACCUGCUCGGUCAAUGGGUUAAUCAUGUAAUAUAGAUGGUUGAUUAUGUCGUAAUUAUCUCCCUUGUAUCAUAUUCAUACCUUUGUACAUUGUAUAUAUUGAUGUAAGGCUAGCAUUCAACUCUUCACAAAUAUCAAAAUGACUGUUAAAGUAAUACUUCUCACCUCUCAGGUAGGAUUGUCUUAAGCUGAUCAUUGUUUGUAAAAUUGGUAAAAGGUCAGUGUUAAAAUUAAUUCCCUAAUUACCGGGAAUAAAUGAGAGUAUGUCAUGUUGAAUAUAUGACAGUUUGCCAUAACAAGAAGGAAAAUCAAUCGCAUUUUGAAGUCAAUUUUGACGUUAUGAUAAUAGUUGAUAUUUGUGACUAUGUUCAUUGCUUCUGACUGCCGCCAUUUUCGUCACAGUCACUUGGCAAAAUGGAUCCAACCUGACAGGAAAUAUCUCUUUUUGGAAGGAAUCCUUUUUCAUGCAAUGAAUUAUGUUCAAAGUUUGCUUUGCCAAUUGCCUGUGAUUUUGGUAGAGGAAUUUAGUACAUAAUUCUUUAAUCUGCUUUGUCGGCAAUUAUCAGUGUCGGUAUACAAAACUGUUGUAUAUUUGUAUUAUGUUGAGUGUUAUUUAUUUAAUGUCCCACACAGCAGAUUGCCAACAAGUAGAGACCUACAUGUUCAGGCACUCCUACAAUCAGACUAUAAAGCAACAGAAUGGAAUGAAUCUGUGUUAUAUCAGAAUGAAAGUAUCUAUGUAAUGCUGAUAACAUCUGCCAAGUGAUGCACAGUGCUUAGUCAUAAUAGGUUUGUAACGUGAUAAGCGAAGAUAUGAUCCCAAUAACAGAUUGUUUUUGUUUGUCUGCCAUCUUUUUCGUCAGUGCUGGACUAAAGCAAAAUACUUGUUUUAGUGUCACCUGCAUUAUUGCGUUCACAAUAUUUAUCGUUACCUCAGCCAAUAUGAUUGUUCUAAGACAACAACAAUCCAAUAUGACAUGUGGUGUUCCAAUACAACAAGCCAAUAUGACACCUUGUAUUCCAAUUCAAGAAGCCAAUAUGACGGGUGCUGUUCCAAUACAACAAUCCAAUAUGGCAUGUACUUUCCAAACAACUGCUAUUAACUCAAGUUGUAGAAUGUUUGUGCACAAUGCCUGCAGUAUUCUAUGUAGUCUUUUUCAUUCUGAUGUAACAUGUUCAUUCAGUUUUGUUGUUUUAUUGUCUGCUUGUACUAUGGCCGUAUGAUUACAUCUACUCUUGCAUGUUAUAUUCUGUAGCAUGCCCUACCCAACCCAACCAGUACAUGGGAACCUUGGAUCUAGCUAGCAUAUUUUCAGUUUUCCUGUUGUGAUCUUGACCCAUUUCUAGCUGUAGUUAAAUUGUUUUGUCACUGAAUUCAAGCUUGAAUAAAUAAUGCCAGUUUUACUUAUUACAUUACUUAUUAGAUUUACCAACAGCAACGUCUAUCGUAUAAGGGGAAUGAAAUCUUCUUGAACACUAUAAAAAAAAUGUUUUCACUAUUGACAUGCAGUGAGAUGAUUAUGAUUGUAGUGUUUAUGCUUUUGUUGUCAUUUAUAUCUGUUUUCACAAUGGUGCUCUUAAAUACAUUUUCGUCCGAUACAAAUAUGAUAUAACGGUUAGGAUAUCCAAGAAAAUGAUCACUCUGACUGAGAUACAUUAGGUGCCUUGCACUAUCAGUUUUCCAUCCAUCUGUGGCAUCCUGCUUCUUGUAAUAUCAGGUGGAAAUAGAACUAUGAAGAGAUAAGUGGAAGUUAGGUAUGUACAUUAUGGUAUUGCUGUCACAAUGGUAAUUAUGCAUUAUGAGUUGUAUUGUUGAAUAUUUACCCUUGCAAUACCGAUACUACAUGUUAAGAUAAUCCUACUUUGUACUACCUUGUAUACUGUGUCGUUGUUGACACAACACUACUCAGCCUUGGCUUGUAGAAUAUCCUAAUUACUUUAUUAUUUGAGUGAAUAAAUAUACUUUUAUUGUA